This is a messenger RNA of Fusarium subglutinans, 993 nucleotides long. RefSeq names its product exostosin-like 3. Gene Ontology annotation, molecular function: glycosyltransferase activity. The transcript is spliced from 2 exons. The record is from RefSeq and is a predicted model, not a curated record. Gene Ontology annotation, cellular component: membrane. Lineage: Eukaryota; Fungi; Ascomycota; Sordariomycetes; Hypocreales; Nectriaceae. The coding region runs from base 1 to 993 and encodes 330 amino acids.
AUGUCUUCCGUUUCCCAGCUCAAAGGCCCCAGGCCCAGAUUUCUCGAAACGUCCAGCCUCUAUCUUCACAUUUUCAGCUCACAUAUCUCCCGCAUUCUCAUCAAUAAGGCCGUCAUCUUCACAAUACUCGCGUCAAUUCUCAUCAACCAACGAGGUACGCCUGCUGUCGCAAGACCAGGGAGUCCUCAGGCUAUCUGGGAUUCGGCGAAGACCAGGUACAGCCAUCUAGAUGACGACAAAUUCACCAUCGCUAUGCUUACCUACCGACGUCCGAAAGAACUGAACCAUACGCUAUCAGUCUUACUCGAAGAAAAGAUCCCGUCACUCCAUGAAAUUGUCGUCGUCUGGGGCGACGUUGAUGAAUUACCGCCAACGAGCUUCACAUCGAAGCAUGGAGUUCCUGUGCGAUUUCGGAGAGGUCUACAAGACAGUCUCAACGAGAAGUUCCGACCGGAUCCCGACUUCAAGACCCAAGCCAUACUCUUGACAGACGACGAUGUGUACUAUCAGCCCAGCGACCUUGAGUUUGUGUUCCAGACGUGGAAGAAAUUCGGCCGAUACCGUCUCACUGGCGCCCUCGCUCGUUGCUACGACAAGGAUGCAAAGGGUCAAUACAGCUAUAAUUUCUGUCGGGGAGAGAAGCGUGAAGAGUACUCCAUGGUUCUGACCAACCUUUGCUUUUCACACAUUUCUUUUAUGGACUAUUAUUGGUCUGAAGAUAGCACUAUGGAAAAGGUUCGGGAAUAUGUCGAUCAACACUUUAAUUGUGAAGAUAUUGCACUGAAUUACGUCCAAGGAUUGCUUACAGAACAAGGGCCCCUGCUAGUGAGAGGCUGGGAAGACUUUAUGAACCUCAACCCUCCUAGCGGUAUUAGCACAAAGCCUGGUCAUCUGCAGGCACGGAGCCAGUGUUUAAACGAUUUUACAAAGAUUUUCAAGUCUAUGACUUUGGUUCACGAGACGGGGUAUAUUAAAAGAGGUGUUGAGUGGUAA